AGGCCUUUGCCCGGAAAAUCAGGACUGUCCUGUAAAAUCCUGGACUGUUUGGAGUGAUGCAUAGGCAUGUCUGUUUCAUCCCAUACAAGGGAAUGGAUAUUCAGCCCCCGGAAGCGAUCGAGUUCCCGUUCCCUUAUCAGCCGUACCCGAUCCAAGAACAGUUCAUGACGGAGCUCUAUCGAGCCUUAGAUGCUGGGAAGGUUGGCAUUUUCGAGAGCCCCACAGGCACGGGCAAGUCGCUGAGUUUGAUCUGCGGAGCCCUGACUUGGCUCAGAGACUUUGAAGAAAAGAAGCAGAAAGAGGAAGCCGAAGCCCUGCGCGCAGGAGACGAAGAGCCGAGCGGGGAGUCGGGAUCGGACGUCCCUCCCGCGGGGGCCGCUAAGGAGCCGGACUGGAUCAGCCAGUUUGUGCAGAAGAAGGAACAGAUGGACACGAAGAACAGGAUCAAGGAGGAGCAGAUCAGGAGGAAGAAAAGAGAGGAGCGUUUGGAGCAGAUUCGCCGCAACGUUCAGCUGAAAUUUGCCUCAAAGAGGAAGAGAGAAGAAGAGGAUGAGACAAUGCGCCUUCUGCAGCUCAGUCAGCAGAUGCUGGCCUCUGGAGACUUGGGACCAGAACAGGCUUUGGAUCACGGAGAGGAAGAGCUUCUUCUCGCAGAAUAUGAAAGCGAUGAGGAAACCAAGAAAGGACCAGAGAUGGAAGACGAUGAUGAUCUGGAAGAGGAGCAUGUGACGAAGGUUUAUUACUGCAGCCGUACACAUUCGCAGCUCUCGCAGUUUGUCCACGAGGUCCAGAAGAGCCCUUUCUGCAAGCAGAUCAAACUGGUGUCUCUGGGAUCGAGGCAGAACAUGUGUGUGAACGAUGACGUGCGUCGCCUCGGAACGGUGCAGCUCAUCAACGAUCGCUGCAUGGAGCUGCAAAAGAACAAAAGCGAUAAAAAAAUUGAGGAGCCAGAGGGGAAGAAGAAGAAGAAGAAGGAGAGCCGGCUUGCGUGUCCCUAUUACUCCUAUGAACAAAUGCAGCUGCUUCGAGAUGAGGUCUUGGUUGAGGUGAAGGACAUUGAACAGCUCGUGUCAGUGGCCAGAGAAGCUAAAGCUUGUCCAUAUUAUGCGAGCCGCUACGCCAUACCUGCUGCCCAGCUGGUGGUCUUACCUUAUCAGACGUUACUCCAUGAGUCCACCAGGCAGGCAUCAGGAAUCAAACUGAAGGACCAGGUGGUCAUCAUCGAUGAAGCCCAUAACUUGAUAGACACCAUUACCUGCAUGUACAGCUCCCAGGUAUCCGGAUCGCAGCUCUGCCAGGCUCACUCCCAGCUGGCUCAGUACACGGAGCGAUACAGAAGCCGCCUGAAAGCCAAAAACCUGAUGUAUAUAAAGCAGAUCCUGUACCUGCUGGAGAAGUUUGUGGAGGUGCUUGGAGGUAACGUGAAGCAGAAUCCUAACCUCCAGCCUGUUUCCAAGGAAGGCACCUCUCUAAAAUCCAUCAACGACUUUCUGUUUCAUAGCCAGAUAGACAACAUCAAUCUCUUCAAGGUGCAGAAAUACUGUGCAAAGAGCAUGAUCAGUAGGAAGCUUUUUGGGUUCGUGGAGAAGUUCAGAGGAACGGAGGUCGCCCUUCCCAGCCACGAAAGCCAGAAGCCCAAAGGACUUCAGCAGUUCCUCCAAGAUCUUAGCCAAAGGACUCGAGGAGGGGCAGCCGCUGCAUCUGUCCCCGAGGCUCCUCAGGAGAACGGUGACAAUGGCCAGGUUCGUACCGCGUCUCCGCUCAUGCAGAUCGAGGGGUUCUUGGCCUCGCUGACCAACACCAACCAAGAUGGCAGAGUCAUCGUCCAGCUACAAGGUACCGCGGCGCAGAGCAGUCUGAAGUUCCUGAUGCUUAACCCAGCGGUACACUUUGCCGAGGUCCUCAGGGACUGCCGCGCCGUCAUCAUUGCUGGAGGGACCAUGCAGCCGGUGUCCGAUUUUAAGCAGCAGCUGUUGAUAUCGGCCGGUCUCAGCGAGGACAGGAUCGUGGAGUUCUCCUGUGGGCAUGUGAUUCCUCCUGAAAACAUACUUCCCAUAGUGCUCUGUAACGGGCCGACCAAUCUGCAGCUGGAAUUCACUUAUCAAAAGCGAGAUUUGCCCGAGAUGAUGGACGAGACGGGCCGAGUUCUCACGAACCUGUGUAACGUGGUCCCGGGAGGAAUCGUCUGCUUCUUUCCUUCUUACGAGUACCAGAAGAAGGUGCAGGGUCACUGGGAGAAGACUGGGCUGCUGAAGCGUCUGGCAGCGAAGAAGAAGAUAUACCAGGAGCCGAAGAAGGCAAGCCAAGUGGAUCAGGUUCUGGCCGAGUAUUCCAGAUGCAUCAAGAACUGCGGCCAGUCGGGGGGACCUCUCACCGGGGCUCUGCUGUUCUCCGUCGUCGGAGGAAAAAUGAGCGAAGGGAUUAACUUCUCCGAUGAUUUGGGCCGGUGCGUGGUCAUGGUGGGCAUGCCGUAUCCCAACGUCCGAUCGCCGGAGCUUCAGGAAAAGAUGUCCUACCUGGAUCACACUUUGCCCAAAACAAACGGCGUGUCUGCAGGAAGAGUCCUCGUUGAGAACCUGUGCAUGAAAGCUGUGAAUCAGUCCAUCGGGCGAGCGAUCCGGCACCGUGGAGAUUACGCCAGCAUAGUGCUGCUUGACCACAGAUACUCUCGCCCCGCUAUCCUGGGAAAGUUGCCCCAGUGGAUCCGGAGCAGCACCCAGGUGAAGCCGGCGUUCGGGGCGGCCUUUGCAGCUGUUCGGAAGUUUUUCCAGCAGAAGAAAGUGAAUUCGGUUUCCAGCCCUGAGCGCUGAUCUCCGCGUACAAAGCAUCCAUUUUUUUUUUUUGGGGGGGGGGGGAUGAGUUUAUUAACAUUGUUUUGUAUUAAAACGUAUUUGUAAAGUUUCACCCGCUGGUCGUGGAUACGGCUGAAGACCCAAUAAAAGUAUAUUCUAAAUUAAACUUU
This is a messenger RNA of Spea bombifrons (plains spadefoot toad), 2962 nucleotides long. It is a transcript of the gene DDX11, whose product is annotated as DEAD/H-box helicase 11. The transcript has 27 exons. The coding region runs from base 57 to 2810 and encodes 917 amino acids. Gene Ontology annotation, molecular function: ATP binding; DNA helicase activity; hydrolase activity, acting on acid anhydrides, in phosphorus-containing anhydrides. NCBI's taxonomy places the organism in Eukaryota, Metazoa, Chordata, Amphibia, Anura, Pelobatidae. Gene Ontology annotation, cellular component: nucleus. The record is from RefSeq and is a predicted model, not a curated record. Gene Ontology annotation, biological process: establishment of sister chromatid cohesion; nucleobase-containing compound metabolic process.